AUGGCUAAGCUCAUCGACUACGCCAAGAUGGGGGACACCAAUGAGCGUGCCAUGCGCAUGGCGAAUUUCUGGCUGACGGAGAAGGACCUCAUCCACAAGCUGUUCAAGGUGCUGGCGCCCCGGUUCCAGCCCCACCCCGGCAGCUACACCCGCCUGCUGCAGAUCCCCAACCGGGAUAGCCUUGACCGCGCCAAGAUGGCGGUCAUAGAGCUUAAGGGGAACCCCUUCCCACCACUCAUCCGCCCGCAGCGAGACACCGAGAAGACACUGCUCAACCAGCUCCUGAAGGGCUACCGGGAGGAGAUGCAGCGGGCAGCAGCCCCGCAAAUAUUCUCAUGA
Messenger RNA from Opisthocomus hoazin, 339 nucleotides. NCBI's taxonomy places the organism in Eukaryota, Metazoa, Chordata, Aves, Opisthocomiformes, Opisthocomidae. The record is from RefSeq and is a predicted model, not a curated record.